This is a messenger RNA of Phycomyces blakesleeanus NRRL 1555(-), 915 nucleotides long. RefSeq lists its product as hypothetical. The record is from RefSeq and is a predicted model, not a curated record. Lineage: Eukaryota; Fungi; Mucoromycota; Mucoromycetes; Mucorales; Phycomycetaceae. The transcript is spliced from 10 exons. Bases 1 to 915 code for a protein of 304 amino acids.
AUGUCAGAUGAAGAAAUAUCCCAUCAUACAAAUUCAAUGGAUGUAGAUCUUGAUUUUGACCAAGAUAUGUCUAUAGAUAUCAAAUCUCCAUCUGAAGCUAGCUCUAAUUAUUUCUGUGUUUGCAAUGUUGUCAAACAUAGAAAUUCAUCAAAUCACUCUGAAAGUAAUGAAAGUGACUUGGCUGCUAUAAAUGCACUCAUGUCGCACUACAAGAUGGAUACUCUUAUUAAGAGUAAGUAUACUGUCCGUCCUGUGACAUAUGACGUAUGCCAGAAAGAUUGUAUCCACUUUGACACUAUAGAAGCUGGUCAGUAUGCAGAUGAGAAAGAAUAUGAGAGAGAAAAUAUGAUUCAACUGGCAAUCAUUCCUGGGCCUAAACACCCAAAAAACAUUGUAUCUUUUCUUGAACCAAUCGUAAAAGAUUUGCAUAUGUUGCAAACUUCUGGUCUGAAAGUUCAGACAAUUUCUGGGCAAAGUCUCUGUCAGUUUGAAGGAAAUAGAUAUGGCAUCAAUGGUCCCAAUAUUUUUAGGAAUCUCAAUACAUUGACAAGUUCUACUUUCUUCAGGCUUGACAAGAUACAUCUCAUUAGCCAUAAGAAUGUUCAGAUCAGACACUCUAGCAAACUUCACUGGCAGCUGGAGAUCACUGAAGAAAAUAACUGGCUCAACUUCCUUCUGUUUGUUAUGCCAACAGUUGUGAUCCAUAAGUGUUUUCUUGCCAUAACCAGACGUACUGUUUUGGACCUAGUCUUAGUAUGCUCUAUUGCUCAGCAAUGGGAAGUGACAGAAGAAGAAAUUCAUGCCAUGGAAAGUUCUUUUUGGUUAUAUGAGUCCGGACUUCUUUUGACAGCAGGCAUGUUUGAGCCAAUAACCUUAUUGUACUCAAUUACCUGGAAGAAUACAGAUAUGUUAUAA